Messenger RNA from Metarhizium album ARSEF 1941, 801 nucleotides. Its product is annotated as EF-hand-like domain protein. Gene Ontology annotation, molecular function: myosin heavy chain binding; cytoskeletal motor regulator activity; calcium ion binding. NCBI's taxonomy places the organism in Eukaryota, Fungi, Ascomycota, Sordariomycetes, Hypocreales, Clavicipitaceae. The coding region runs from base 1 to 801 and encodes 266 amino acids. The transcript has 4 exons. Gene Ontology annotation, biological process: actomyosin structure organization; mitotic cytokinesis. Gene Ontology annotation, cellular component: myosin II complex; cytoplasm. The record is from RefSeq and is a predicted model, not a curated record.
AUGAGUCGUGGACACGCCCCCAGGAUACGGCUCGCCACCUUCACGCAAUUCGCCCUUCCGUCGACCGGAGUCCCCAGCAUCACCAUCGCCUUUGCGAUAUACAACACCAAGCAGUGGUGCGACCAAGACUGCUUCUCUGGGUACACCAUCGCGGUUUGCGCAGCCGACUACGCCUACGACUACGACUACGACUCUGAGCAACAACCGGACGCCGCGUACUCACUCAUCGGACACAAUGACGACCGCAUCGCCUCGCAGGUUAUCUCAGCAGGAGGCAAGCGCGUCUGCAUCACAGCCGCUUGGGAGCGGAAACGCAUUAUCACAGCUACAACCAGCCCAGUGAACCGCGAAGACGUCGCGGACAUGUUGAGCCAGUUGGGUCUUCCUAAUGGCGCGCCUGAUGUUUCCAAAUUUUUCCCUCCGUCGAAACCGCAGACGAUUGCAUUGGCGGCAUUCCUGAACUCGUUGGCAGAAACACUAUGCCAGCUGUCGCCCAGCACAGAGCUUCUCUCGGCAUUCUCUGCAUUCGACAACGACGACAGUGGUCAGGUGGACUGGGCCGAGCUCAGGGACGCACUGCUCAACACGGCGCCGGAACCUGGAGAGCGAGUGCUGACCGCAGCAGAGGUCGAUCGUGUCGUCAAUGGCUUUACCGGUCGACGAGCCUUCAAUCGCAAUAUCAGUGCGCAGUUGGGUGCCAAAAAGGGAGAGGUGUUCAAGUAUAACGAGUUUGUCAACUCCAUCAUGGGAUCCAAUGGGACAUCAGAAGGGUCGCCGCAAGAAAAUAUAGAAGAGCAGUAA